AUGUUCCCACAACAGCACUAUAGCAUAUCUUCUCCCGACGCCUACGCACCCGUCCCGCAGCCAACCGGCGAACGGGUCGUCUACGCCUACCACCCCAAUCAUAGGUCCACCGUCCAGCCCACGCCCAUCAUCAAGCACCCUCGCCACUGCGACCGCAACGAAUGCCAUUUCGAACACCAGCGCCCCCGCCCCCAGUCUCACGUUCGGUUUGGCGCCAACAGAACGUACAGAGAGGAGACACAGGAAGAGCGCCGUGCCCGGAGGGCCCAGGAAGAAUACCGUGCCCCUCGCGGACACGGCAAUGACUACAGGUAUGAGAUUCUUUACGACAGCCACAGACGCGAGUGCGACGAGCGUAGACAUUCUCAUGAGCGGAAGAGAUUUGCCUACGCCGACCACCAGCACCGUGGACGCCCUUACAGCCAAGACUCGCCCCACAGCCGGCAUGUUGAGCAUCGUUCUAGCUCUCCCACCGUCGGACCGUCCGUCCUAGACAUCCGCGACCCCGGCUGGAAGAAUCCGAGGCCACCAGCGCCGCCACACUCUCCCGGCCCCAUGAGGCCUGCAGUUAUCUACUCUCAACUGGAUUUCCCCCGCGGACAGCUUUACGCCAGCCCUCAGGCCUACCCAGCCAGGCCUUCCCCCAGGCGACACUCCACUCAUGCUCCCGACGGGACGUACUCCGUCUUGCCGGCCGCCCCAGGCUUUGCGAUCCGCCCGCCUACUCAGCCUGUGGCCACCAGACAGCAUGCGGGGAGUCCCGAGCCUCGCAGUGUCGGAAGCCUGACUGGAUAUGCUGCUACCGAAUACGGCGGCUCUGACUCUGAGUGACGG
Messenger RNA from Phanerochaete carnosa HHB-10118-sp, 834 nucleotides. RefSeq lists its product as uncharacterized. Bases 1 to 831 code for a protein of 276 amino acids. The record is from RefSeq and is a predicted model, not a curated record. Lineage: Eukaryota; Fungi; Basidiomycota; Agaricomycetes; Polyporales; Phanerochaetaceae. The transcript has a single exon.